Prunus armeniaca (apricot) is the source of this 3483-nucleotide messenger RNA. NCBI's taxonomy places the organism in Eukaryota, Viridiplantae, Streptophyta, Magnoliopsida, Rosales, Rosaceae. The record is from the annotation of a GenBank genome assembly.
AUGGCGAUAGAUAGCGGAACCAAGGAGCAGUCGCACAAGGAACAUCGGUCCAGGCAGUCGGGGGCCAAGGCCGACAAGAAGAAGCGUGACACUUCCCAAAAUGGGAAGAAGCAAAACCCUAAAGCAUUUGCUUUUAGCUCAACUGUGAAAGCCAAGCGUCUUCAAUCUCGCUCGGUCGAGAAAGAGCAGCGCAGGCUUCAUGUCCCAACCAUUGAUCGUUCCUAUGGCGAACAACCUCCAUAUGUUGUUCUGGUGCAUGGACCUCCCAAGGUUGGCAAGUCUUUGUUAAUUAAGUCGCUUGUAAAGCAUUAUACCAAACAUAAUUUACCAGAGGUUCGAGGCCCGAUUACCAUUGUUUCAGGGAAGCAAAGGCGGGUACAGUUUGUGGAGUGCCCAAAUGAUAUCAAUGGUAUGAUUGAUGCUGCAAAGUUUGCUGAUUUAGCAUUGCUUCUCAUAGAUGGAAGCUACGGUUUUGAAAUGGAGACAUUUGAAUUCCUGAAUAUAUUGCAAGUUCAUGGGUUUCCAAAGGUUAUGGGAGUUCUUACUCACCUUGAUAAGUUUAAAGAUGUAAAGAAAUUGAAGAAAACAAAGCAACACCUCAAACAUCGUUUCUGGACUGAAAUAUAUGAUGGAGCUAAAUUGUUUUAUUUAUCUGGUCUCAUUCAUGGAAAGUAUGUCAAACGUGAAAUUCACAAUCUGGCACGUUUCAUAUCUGUUAUGAAGUUCCAUCCUUUAUCUUGGCGAACUGCUCAUCCAUAUGUUUUAGUAGAUCGUUUUGAAGAUGUGACUCCUCCUGAAAAAGUGCGUUUGAAUAAUAAAUGUGAUAGAAAUGUCACACUGUAUGGUUAUUUGCGGGGCUGUAACAUGAAAAAAGGAACAAAGAUUCAUAUUGCAGGUGUUGGGGAUUACAAUUUAGCUGGUAUGACAGGCUUAGCUGAUCCUUGCCCUUUACCCUCAGCUGCCAAAAAGAAGGGACUGCGUGAUAAGGAAAAACUGUUUUACGCACCCAUGUCUGGACUUGGGGAUCUCCUGUAUGAUAAAGAUGCUGUCUACAUAAACAUAAAUGACCACUUUGUCCAGUUUUCCAACGUUGAUGAAAAGGGCGAAGCAACAAAUGAAGGAAAGCACCAAGAUGUGGGUGUGGCUUUGGUAAAAUCUCUUCAGAACACAAAAUAUUCAGUUGAUGAAAAAGAAGAGAUCCGUAUGAUAGAGCCCUUAGAGGAAUAUCAGUCUGGGGAAGCAAUCAAAGGUGAUGGUUCUGCUAAAGAAAGCAAUGCGGAGGAUUCUGACGGUUCAGAAUCAGAAUCUUCAGAUAAGAAUGAAGCAGCUCAUAAAGAUGCGUCUGAUCAAGAUGCUAAUCUUAAAGAUCACUUGAAGGAACAUGUGGAGUUUCAUGGUGGAAGGUCAAGGAGAAAAGUUAUCUUUGGAAAUGACCUUGAUCAUAACGAUAUGGAGGAUUCAGAUUUAGAGGCUGAAGAUGAUGGUGAUGACAACAAUGAUGAUGAUAUUCAGGCAUCUUCUGGUUCAGAUUCAGAGGAAGAUGAAGAUGUUCAUGAAACAGAUGAUGAGAUAGGGAACAUUGCAAAGUGGAAAGAAUCUUUGGUAGAAAGGACUUCCUCAAGACAAACUAUUAACCUUAUGCAACUUGUAUAUGGGAAAUCUACAUCAAUGCCAACAACAUCUAUCAAUGAACAUGAUAGUAGUGCAGAUGAUGAAAGCGAUGGAGAUGAUUUUUUUAAGCCAAAAGGAGAAGUAAACAAGAAACAUGGAGGAAUAGAAGGUGGAACUUGGAAUAUCGAGGACUGUUCCAAAUUCACAAAUUAUUCAAAUCUCAAAGACUGGAAAGAGGAAAAGCUUAGGGAGGGUAUUCGUGAUCGUUUUGUUACUGGUGAUUGGUCGAAAGCUUCUCAAAGAAAUCAAGCCGCAGAGGCUAAAGUUGAAGAUGAUGAUGCUGUCUAUGGCGACUUUGAAGAUUUAGAAACUGGUGAAAAGCAUGAUGUGGAUCAUACAAAUGACGCAAGCAAUGAUGUAAACCACAAGGAAGAUGAUUUGGCUAAAGAGGAGCGGAGGCUGAAAAAGCUUGCUCUUCCUGAGUCAUCUGAAGAGGAGCUUGAGAGUAAACAUGAAGGCAAGUCUGGUCGAGAUCAAUCCAAAGAAAGUGGCUAUUUUGACAAGCUGAAGGAUGAGAUUGAACUUCGGAAGCAAAUGAAUAUAGCUGAACUCAAUGACCUGGAUGACGCCACCCGAUUAGAGAUAGAGGGUUUCCGGACAGGGACUUACCUACGGUUGGAGGUUCAUGAUGUCCCUUAUGAGAUGGUUGAAUAUUUUGACCCCUGUCAUCCUAUUUUGGUUGGAGGAAUUGGUCUUGGUGAAGAAAAUGUCGGACACAUGCAGGCCAGGUUAAAGCGGCAUAGGUGGCACAAGAAAGUACUUAAGACUAGUGAUCCUAUUAUUGUUUCUAUUGGGUGGAGGCGGUACCAAACAAUACCUGUUUAUGCUAUUGAAGAUCGCAAUGGAAGACAUCGCAUGCUUAAGUACACUCCCGAACACAUGCAUUGCCUUGCAAUGUUUUGGGGCCCUCUUGCCCCUCCUAAUACUGGUGUGGUUGCUUUCCAGAAUUUAUCAAACAAUCAGGCACAAUUUAGGAUCACAGCAACAGCAGUUGUGCUUGAGUUCAACCAUGCAUCACGAAUAGUGAAGAAACUCAAACUAGUUGGUCACCCCUGCAAGAUAUUCAAGAACACUGCACUUGUAAAAGAUAUGUUCACCUCAGAUCUUGAAAUAGCUCGGUUUGAAGGAGCUGCUGUUCGAACUGUCAGUGGCAUUCGGGGGCAGGUGAAAAAGGCUGCAAAAGAAGAAAUUGGUAACCAGCCGAAAAAGAUGGGUGGACAACCAAAAGAAGGGAUUGCUAGGUGCACCUUUGAGGAUAAAAUUAAGAUGAGUGACAUUGUGUUUUUGCGUGCUUGGACCCAAGUUGAAGUUCCUCAAUUUUACAACCCAUUGACAACAUCACUGCAACCUCGUGAUAAGACCUGGCAAGGGAUGAAAACUACUGCUGAAUUGAGGAGAGAACAUAAUAUUCCUAUUCCUGUUAACAAAGAUUCACUUUACAAGCCAAUUGAAAGGAAGCUGAAGAAGUUCAACCCAUUGGUGAUUCCUAAGUCGUUGCAGGCUGCUUUGCCAUUUGCAUCAAAGCCUAAGGAUAUACCCAUUAGAGGAAGGCCACUUCUUGAAAAUAGAAGAGCUGUUGUCAUGGAGCCUCAUGAACGAAAAGUUCAUGCUCUUGUUCAACAUCUUCGAUUAAUUAGAAAUGAGAAGAUAAAGAAGCGCAAGCUUAAGGAUGAUAAAAAAAGGAAAGAAAUUGAAGUGCAGAAAGCCAAAGAAGAGCAGGUGUCGAAAAAGCGUCAGAGGGAAGAACGGCGGGAGAGAUAUCGGGAGCAAGACAAACUGAAGAAGAAAAUCAGGCGAAAUGCAGAGGACUGA